GCCGCUACUGCCGCGGCGUCUCCCGUCCGGUCCCCCCUCCAUCCCGCCCGCCGUUCUUUCCCCGUGGGUCGCGCUUGUCACUCCCGCUGCUCUGCCAUGGCGGCCAGCAUGUCGCUGGGGCCACGGAGCCGCGCGGCCGCCGCGGCGCACAGCACCAAGCGCCUCUCCCGGCUGCAGGAGAAGGAGGAGCUGCGGCAGCUGAACGACCGCCUGGCCGUCUACAUCGACAAGGUGCGGAGCCUGGAGACGGAGAACAGCGCCCUGCAGCUGCAGGCCACCGAGCGGGAGGAGGUGCGCGGCCGCGAGGUCACCAGCCUGAAGUCGGUCUACGAGGCUGAGCUGGCCGACGCCCGCCGGACCCUGGACGACACGGCGCGGGAGCGGGCCAAGCUGCAGAUCGAGCUGGGCAAGAUCCGCGCCGAGCACGAGCAGCUGCUGGGCAGCUAUGCAAAAAAGGAAUCUGAUCUUAAUAGAGCCCAAGUCAAACUUAGAGAGUUUGAAGCAGCCCUCAGUUCUAAAGAAGUUGCACUGGCCAGAGCCCUCGGUGAUAAGAAGAGUCUGGAGGCAGAAGUUGAGGAUUUCAAAGAUCAAAUUGCACAGCUUGAAAUUUCAUUAGCUGCUGCCAAGGAACACCUUGCAACUGAAACCUUAUUGAAGGUGGAUCUUGAAAACCGUUGUCAGAGUCUCAUUGAGGAUUUGGAAUUUCGUAAAAAUAUGUAUGAGGAGGAAAUGAAUGAAAGAAGAAAGAAACAUGAAGCUCACUUAGCUGAGAUUGAUUCUGGGCAUCAAACUGAAUAUGAAUAUAAACUGGCCCAAGCCCUUCGUGAAAUAAGAGAGCAGCAUGACAUACAAGUGAAACUGUACAAAGAAGAGCUCGAACAGACUUACCAUGCCAAACUUGAGAAUGCUAAACUGUCCUCUGAGAUGAGCAAUUCUGCAGCCAACUCAGUAAGAGAAGAACUGCAUGAAAGUCAUGUACGAAUUGAUAAUCUGUCUUCCCAUCUUGCAAACCUUCAGAAAGAGUCUAGAGCAUGGCAAGAUAGAGUGCAAGAGCUUGAGGACACUUUGUCCAAGGAGCAGGACAACUGUCGCAAAAUACUGUUCGAGAAAGAGAAGGAAAUAACAGAGAUAAGAAAUCUGAUGCGGGACCAGCUGAGUAACUACGAACAACUUCUGGAUAUUAAACUGGCACUUGAUAUGGAAAUCAGUGCAUACCGGCAAUUGCUGGAGGGUGAGGAGAAGAGAUUGAAACUUUCUCCAAGCCCAUCUUCCCGAGUGACAGUUUCGCGGGCUUUGUCGAGCCGUACUGUGCGUGCAACUAAAGGGAAGAGGAAGAGGAUCGAUGUGGAGGAAUCUGAAGCCAGCAGUAGUGUUAGCAUUUCCCACUCAGCUUUUGCCACUGGAAGUGUGUCUAUUGAGGAGAUAGACGUUGAUGGAAAAUUCAUCCGCUUGAAGAACACCUCUGAACAGGAUCAACCUAUGGGAGGUUGGGAGAUAAUCCUAAAAAUAAGAGACACUUCUGCUAGUUACAGAUAUACCUCAAGAUAUAUACUAAAGGCAGGCCAAACUGUUAAAAUCUGGGCUGCAAAUGCUGGAAUAACUGCUAGCCCUCCCACUGACCUCAUCUGGAAGAACCAAAAUUCUUGGGGCACUGGUGUAGAUAUGAAAGUUGUACUGAAAAAUUCUCAGGGAGAGGAGGUUGCUCAGAGAAGCACUGUCUUUAAAACAACUACACAUGAAGAGGAAGAGCAGGCAGUUGAGGAAGAUGCAGCUGAGGCUGUGGAGGAAGACCUUUACCAGCAGGCAGGCCCAGAGACAUCUAACAGAAGCUGUGCGAUCAUGUAAACUUCCAGUCAGCCAGGUUCCUCAAAUCAUGGUAAUCCUUGCCUACAGAACAGAGCCAUCUCAGAAGCACAAUGUAUUUUUGUAUUUUCUGUAUGUAAAUUUUUAAGCUGUGAGUCUGAUGGCCUUAAUUUCCUUUGCCACUGAAAAGGAAGUUUUAUAAAAGAAGUAUCUAACUUUCUCACAGGAUGUGAAUUGUUGACUCUGAACAAUGUACUGCUUGAAAAAUUGUGUCGCUCUCCCACAGAUUUAUAUGCCAGUCUUUUUUUAUUGAAACCUUGUGGAAUGGAAAUAUUCCACUGUGUUUUGGGGAUCAAUUUUCUAGAUUACACCACUCUAGACUAGCCAGUUGCUGUUGACCUCUUUGUAUUUAGGUGCUGUUGGGGAAGGGGAAGGCAUUUUCGAUACUAUGAAUUCUUUUAUACUGGAGACUUUUUUUUUUCCUACAGCACAAUCAAGCCUAUAAAAUUUUUUUUAUAGGAAAGAACAGCUUUGUUAAAAAAAAAAAACCACAAACCAAAAAAACCCACUUCAAAAAAAAAAACAACCCAACACGACAAAACCAAGUGAAAGCAAAAAAACCACACACACAAAAAAAGAACAUAGCCCAGCUAUGUUCACGUAAAAACUCAGAGGAUGAAGGAUGCAGUAAAACUCCUUAUUGGUACUCUUUUCGUUUAUUUAGAUUUUUUAUUCUGGAGGAGGAUUCGUGUUAAAUGUGUUACCUGUGGUGUUAAGAUAGUGUAACCAGCUUAAAUUUUCUUAAAUGAUUUUUUAAUAAAUAGAAGGAUGUUUUAAUAUAGAUUGUGUUGCUUGUUUACAAUUUGUAGGAACAAAACUAAGUCUUUUAGGGGUCUAGUCUACAUUUGUAUGGAAAACAAUUUGUCAAUGUGGAGAGUUUUUCUGUCCUUCCUGCAUUAAUCUAAUGUCUGAAAAAGCUUUGAAUAAAGUAUUUCUGUUUAAGACGUUAUUAAGUAAA
This is a messenger RNA of Harpia harpyja (harpy eagle), 2821 nucleotides long. It is a transcript of the gene LMNB1, whose product is annotated as lamin B1. The record is from RefSeq and is a predicted model, not a curated record. Bases 97 to 1845 code for a protein of 582 amino acids. NCBI's taxonomy places the organism in Eukaryota, Metazoa, Chordata, Aves, Accipitriformes, Accipitridae. The transcript is spliced from 11 exons.